AUGCAAAAUUCUGUGGUCAUGCGACUUUGGAAUCGAGGCAGAAACCGUGGGAAGCUGAGCAAAGUCCUUGGAGCCCUCGCAAGCCUCGCUGCUCUGGCGCCGGGCCGUGCAUUUUCUGCCCCAUAUCGCAGCGGACGUGUUGCCCGAGCUGCGGAGCAAAGAUCUUCGAGCGAUGUAAACGACGUUCCGUUUGCGCUGAUCUUGCCUGGAUUUUUGGGAAGUUGCGAAGACUUUGAAGAUUUGGCAGAAGACAUGCGACGGGCUGGCUAUGCUGCCGCAGUUGCUCCCAUUGCUUGGUGGCACUGGGUGCCAUGCAUUGGUGGACGAAGCAUGCGGCCCAUUCUCGAACGAAUCGAUCAUGCAGUGAAUCAAGUCUUAACGAGCGAUUUCAAGGUAAAGUCCCUGGCAUCGCCCUCGUACACCAUCAUGGACUUUUUCUCCGACUUCAUGUCGAAUCCGGGUGGUAUUUUUCAGGUGGGUGGCACCGAUGAUCCCGCAGAGUUUCCACCAGUGAAGCCAGCAGGUGAUUUCCGCUGCGACAUCCCGGGGAAAGGACAACGGAUUGCAAUUGUGGCCCAUUCUGCAUCUGGUUGGAUCUCUCGGCUCUUCCUAUCUUCCUUGGAAUAUCAGGGCAGGAGCUUCCAUGGAGCUGACAAAAUACAUUCAUUGGUCUGCCUGGGCUCACCACAUUUCGUGGCAAACAACCUGGUUUAUAAGAAUCUUGAAUAUUUGGAGAGCAAAUGUGGGAAGGAUUUGCCUCCCAACGUUCGGUGCCUUUGCGUGGGAUCCAAAGGAAAUGUGAUUUCUGAAGCAUCGGACAUGACACGUGGUGCCUAUGAGUUCUGUGGCGCGACACCAGGGGAUGAGGCUGUGGAUGGUGAUGGUAUGACACCGCUCUUUUCGGCCAUUGCCUUUGAGGCGGCAGACAAAUUGGUGCUGGAAAAUGUCUCGCAUGCUCCAGUGUAUCCUGCAUUUGGACCCAGCGCAGAACUUGCGAAGGAGCGCCGUACAAAACCCUGGUAUGGAAGUCCAUCAGUCUUGCAACAAUGGUUGCCGUGGUUGACCAAAAAUCCAUUGGACUGAUUUUUAUUUAUUUAAGAACAAAAA
Molecule: messenger RNA, 1107 nt
Organism: Cladocopium goreaui
Lineage: Eukaryota; Dinophyceae; Suessiales; Symbiodiniaceae
Source: the annotation of a GenBank genome assembly